AUCAACAUUAUGGGACGUUCACGGAACUCCGGCGCGAUUCAACCAUGGGACGGGUUUAGCGAGUGAUUCCCACUUCUGUUCGUGUUCGUUCAGCUCUUAGUUACCCAGAAGGGAGUUUCAUUGCACUGUAAACUUUUCUGUAGUGUAACGGUGAAGAGAACUCGGUGAACGUUACUUCUAGACCAACGACUGACUUCCCUGGUGUCACUUUAAAAAAUAAUGCUCCAGAGUGCAGAGAUCUAGAUGUCUACUAUGAGUCUUCACACCCUGACACUGACAGCACUGUUGUUCCUGGGGCUCUGGACCACAGGCAGGAGAAGUCUGGCCUCGGCCCCCGAGCUGCAGGAGCAGCCCAAAAAGAUAGCCGUGGUCGGCGCAGGUAUCGGCGGCACGGCGGCAGCGUAUUACCUGAGGCAGGAGUUUGGAGCCGGAGUAAAGAUCGAUGUGUUUGAAUCUGGGACUGUUUGCGGGCGACUGGCGACAGUGAAGGUCGGGGAUCACGAGUAUGAGACGGGAGGUUUAUUGAUCCAUCCUCUGAACCUACACAUGAAGCACUUUGUUGAAAAACUAGGUAUUCCUCUGAGGAAAGAUGUCUCCUCGAAAAUGGCGAUCUUUGAUGGGAAGGAGCUCACGUUUGAGGAGAGUGACUGGUUCAUCAUUAAUUUCUUACGCAUGCUCUGGCAAUACGGGUUCAACUUGCUUCGAAUGCAGAUGUGGGUGGAGAGUAUUUUGGACAAAUUUAUGAGGAUCUACCAGUACCAGCAGUAUGGUUACUCGUUCUCGAGUGUGGAGAGGCUCUUACACGCCAUGGGUGGCGACGGUUUCCUCACCCUGAUGAACCAGACUCUGGAAGAAGUCAUGAUAGGGGAAGGGUUUUCACAGGUCUUCCUCAACGACUUCGUUGCACCCAUCACUCGCGUCAGCUGUGGUCAAAGUGUCCGCAUCCAUGGGUUUGCAGGAGCCUCGUCGUUAGCAGGAGCAGAUUCGGGCCUGUGGGCCAUAGACGGAGGCAACAGGAGGGUUUGCUCAGGGCUGCUGUACAACAGUAAGAGUGAUCUCAUCCCUGCCAGAGUGACCUCCAUUGCAGUCAAGGUCCGACCUUCCAAGACAGGCUCCACGGCCACUUUCUAUGAGGUCAGUUAUGUCGGGGAAUCCGGCUCCGCUCACUCUCUGUAUGACAUUGUGCUCAUUGCUACGCCACUUCACCAGGGAAAGUCUGACAUCGCCUUCUCCGGCUUCUCGCCUCCAAUGCCGUCUCACUACCCUGGGCGCUACCACCAAACGGUGUCCACCGUGGUCCAUGGCUUGCUCAACAUGUCCUACCUCGGUACAACGGAGCCGGCCUCGGAGUUCACUGUGUCCGAUGUCCGCACCACCGACUCAAAGGGCUCCGUCAUCCACCGCCUGACCUCUCUCGACCCCGUGCACAUCCCGGACGGUUACAAACGACCCCCUGCCAGCCACGCCAAAGUCUGGAGGGUGUCCUCCCCACAGCCGCUGACUCAGGAGCAGCUGCGGGACAUGUUCCUCUCCUGGGAUUCAGUGUCCGAGAGUCGGUGGCUGGCUCAUCCCGCGUACCACCCGCCGCACCGCAAGACCCCGCCCUUCAUCCUGCACAACCGGCUGUACUACCUCAGUGCGGUGGAGUGGGCGGCCAGCACCAUGGAGAUGAGUGCCAUCUCUGCCAGGAACGUGGCCCUGCUGGCACACCAUCGCUGGCACGGACAGGCCGGCAAAAUCGACCAGGAGGACCUGCACACCCGACUAAGGGGGGAACUCUGAAAAAAAGUGACGACUACGUGAGAUAAGAACAACAAGCAAUAAAAUACCAUUGAUCAAGUACAGUAUAUGCAGAUGCUCAACACUCCAGUCAGGGCAAAUCCCAACUCUCUUUCAGGUAUCUGCGCUGCUCUGGCCUCUUUAAACUGAUGUUCAGGUUUGUUAAAACUUCAUUUCUAAUGGUCAGAUAGCAGAGUACUCAUUAAAGUCGCUGCUGAGAUCUGGAAGCACCUUGACAUUAAGACUGCGACAUUACUCAAUUUAAGGAGCAGUCAGUCAAAAAUAGUUUCCAAGCGAAGGCGCCCUGUCUUCAUCGGUUUCAGCUUCUCAAAUGGUAGAAUUUCUCUUUUGUAAACCCCUCAAUUAAUCAAGAAAAUAAUCCUCAGAUGAAUCAAUAAUGAAUAUAAUCAUGAGUGAAAGGCCUGGAUGACAUUGAUAGAAAAAAUAAAGUCUGAGAGGGCAACAGACAUGAGAAGGCAAACGAUCAGAAGUUUUAAACAGUAAGCGAGCGCUCCUGAUAUUUGGCAAUAAUCCUUAUUCCUUUGGAAAAUUGUUGAAUGCAACUACUACAAAUAUGGCAGUUUAAGUAAAGUACGGGUAAGAGUUUUAACAUUUUUCUUUGUUUUCUCUUCAAUAUAAGUCUGGCUACCCUGGUGUGUUUUUUGCACAUAUUUUAAGUCUUUUUAUUUUUUAUUUAAGUUUUUAUUUUGUCCUUCUCAAAGAUCUCAGCAGUUAACUUAGUGAGUACAAUGCGAAUAUUACAACGCUCGCCAAAGCAUAACAAUAAUAUUUAUAGAAAUAAAACACCAAUGUUGUAAUAAAUGGGAAACAAUCCUAUAAUCACUUUUGACCGGAGCCACGUCGUCGCUGUCCGUGUUGAAACUUGAAGGCAUCACCAGCAACAGCAGCACAAGUCACAGUGAAACGUGGAAAUACGUUGUGCUGUGCUGAAUUAUGUUAUCACUGUGAACCACACUGCACUGCAGGGUCGACUUAUUAUGUUCCUCAGUCUUCAGUGUCUUGAACAACUUUUUUUUUUUUUUGGUUUUAAACACGGUACAGCGAACAUCUAAGAAAUCAGCCUGUUGCUGCCACACAAAACCAACCCUGUCACCCUGCAGCCAAAUCCUGGCAUAGUGUUUACUAAUAUGAUGCUGUCAUGUGUCUUCAGAUGAUUCUCUUAGUUCUUCUACCUCCUCAGCACACUACUGUAUAUUAGAGCUACAACGAUUAAUCUAAUAAUUGAUUAUUAAUCCACUACUAAAUUAAUCACCAAAUGUUUCUAUUUUCUAUUUUUUAGAAAAACUACUAAAGUAAUCGACUGUUUUUAUAAUUUCUAUUUUUAGAAAAAUAAUUCCAGCUUCUUAAAUGUGAAUAUUUUCUGCUCUCUUUGCUCUUCUAUGAUGUAAUCUGAAUAUCUUUGGUUUGUGGACAAAAACUAAACAUCAUCUUGGAGUUUGGGAAACACAAUCAGCCUUUUUUAACCAUUUUAUGAUAUUUUAUGGACCAAUAAACUGAACGAUUAAUCGUCAGUCGUAAGCAAGAGAGGUUUGCCACCAGGACGUUUUCUUUGUAAACUGGAUGGUAUGGAAGUAUUGACAAAUAUAUGUAUUUUCUUACUAUUUAAAUAGAUUGAUAAUUUUAUUUGAUAUAAUCGGAGUCUAUUCAUUCUGACCAGUUAAAAUUACUGUGGUGCCUUAAAUCUAUUAAUGUAAAUGGCUCUUGUGUUGAUUAAAGGACAAGUUGCCUUUAGGUUUUGAAUUUAUUUGUCCAUUCGGUGUCAUAUUUUAAUGAAGGGAACAUUUCCAUCAGUCUAAAACUGCGAUGAUGUAUUUCUGUAUUUUGUUGUAACGACGACUUGUUUUUGUACCUGAGAUGUAUCUGAUGUCAUGUUGCUUAGAGAAACGGUGCCUGUGUUCUUUAGCUACUGUGGGAAGACCACUGCAGUAUGCCGGUUGUUUCUAAAGCUAUUUUAUAGGGUUGUCUUUCAGAUUAUUGUUUAUUUUCUUUAAAAAAGUGUUUUGUUCUUCUUUUUGUUUCCGAGUAUGCACCAAGACAAACUUUUGUAAGAAUAUUAAUUGUGCACUUUAAUUGAUAGAAAAGCUUCAGUUUGACUCUGAAGUGCAUCUGCAAAUGCCAAAAUCACUAAAUUCCUCUGCACAAAUAAAAUGAAACUUUUGAUUACAAAUAAGUUUAAGAUUUCAAAAAAUACUAAAACUUCCCAGAUCAUAACCUUAUGUUUUGAAUUGUUUGAAAUCACAAUAAAGUGAUGAGACCUUG
This is a messenger RNA of Scophthalmus maximus (turbot), 4059 nucleotides long. It is a transcript of the gene pcyox1, whose product is annotated as prenylcysteine oxidase 1. NCBI's taxonomy places the organism in Eukaryota, Metazoa, Chordata, Actinopteri, Pleuronectiformes, Scophthalmidae. The transcript is spliced from 7 exons. The record is from RefSeq and is a predicted model, not a curated record. Gene Ontology annotation, biological process: prenylcysteine catabolic process; prenylated protein catabolic process. Gene Ontology annotation, molecular function: prenylcysteine oxidase activity. The coding region runs from base 244 to 1782 and encodes 512 amino acids.